Messenger RNA from Daphnia magna, 1316 nucleotides. Its product is annotated as speckle-type POZ protein B-like. Gene Ontology annotation, biological process: regulation of proteolysis; proteasome-mediated ubiquitin-dependent protein catabolic process. NCBI's taxonomy places the organism in Eukaryota, Metazoa, Arthropoda, Branchiopoda, Diplostraca, Daphniidae. The transcript has a single exon. Gene Ontology annotation, molecular function: ubiquitin protein ligase binding. The record is from RefSeq and is a predicted model, not a curated record. The coding region runs from base 1 to 1071 and encodes 356 amino acids. Gene Ontology annotation, cellular component: nucleus; cytoplasm.
AUGAGUCGGUUCAGUUUUAAACCGUUGUCCGAAAAUUGGUGCCAAACAGCUUGUGAACUAGUUACAACUGAUUUUGAAUGGAACAUUCAACAGUUGGCGUUUCUGCACUCCUCCGAAAAAUGGAUUAAUCCAUGUUCGUCUUCCCUCUUUUCAACUAAAGACAACAUCGAUUACGUGUGGAGAUUAGAUCUGAGGGACGAAGGCCAAAACAUAAGAAUUUACCUGCAUCGUUGCAAGAGCGCCUCAGGCAAAAGUCCCACUAACAAUCCAGUUCACGUGACAUUUGCGAUUAUUGACAAAACUCGUCAAGAAUUGUUCAAACAAGUUUUCUUUUUACUAAUCCCCACUUCCAUUUCAGUUUCUUCCACCAUUUAUUUGCUAAACAAAAAUGUGAUACGAGAGUCCGAUUGCUUGCAAAUGGAUAAAAGUCUCAUUGUUUACUGUAAAAUUGAACUUCUAAUUUAUAAAGGGACAAAAUCGGGAGUCAAAGCUGCAGAAGUAUCCGACUUGCCUUUUAGUGAAGGUGAUCAAUUGCUACGAACUCAAAUGGAACAACUGUUUGAGAGCAAAGCCUUAAAUGAUGUCACGCUUGACGUCAACGGUCGUCCUUUUCAAGCACAUAAGAGCAUCUUGGCAUCAAAAAGCAAAGUAUUUGCUGCCAUGUUUGUCCAUGAAACCAAAGAGAAGUUAUCUAAUCACGUACAAGUAGAUGAUAUCGAACCUGACGUCUUUCAAGAAGUUCUCCGUUUCAUUUACACUGGACGAUUGUCACUUGAAACGAUGGAUAAGAUGGCCACUGGUUUGUUGGCUGCCGCUGAUAAAUAUUUGCUCGAUCAGCUGAAAACUGAAUGUGAAAAUAAUUUAAUUCGUCGGAUAUCUCCAGAAAGUUGCUUAGAUUUGCUUCUGCUUACCGAUCAACAUCCGGCGAGUCAUUUGAAAAAGUUGGCACUGGAUUUUUUCCGGCGAUUUCCAACUGAAGUGAUGGGGACGGAUAGCUGGAAACAAGCCAAACAAGAUAAUUCGACAUGGUUGUGUGACCUAAUGCAAAGGGUAUUGAGCCCAGCCUCAUAGCUUAGCUCCGACCAUGGACUGAGUAGGCUACCUGUCAUAGCUGUUGAAGGUUCACGCAAUACUCAUUUGCAGUAAACACAAAUUUUGUUCUACUUUGUUUUCUAUACUGAAUGAAACCAAGUAAUAGUCAUGUAUCGCUGUCUUUGUCGCGUUAGAAUAAAAGCAGAAAGAAAAGUAAAAAUAAACAAGAAAAUGAAUUUGAAAGGUGUUACAUCAUCGCAUUGUAAGCAAAUAGAACGGUAACA